AUGGAAAACUUAGCGUUUGAGAUGCGUGAAAAUGCCUUGCCUUCUAUUGAAUCUAGAAGAAAAGUGAACAUCUCUUCUGGGCUGGAAAAGAAGAGCCAGUGGUCUUUAAUGAGGAUCUUCUUGAUUUGUCUUCUGGCCUGUGUUAUUACCACAUCGAUAGGUGUGCUGAUACUCUCCUUGGUUUAUGUUUCCAACUUCCGGACACAUACAAAUAUUCAUUUCCAGCCUGAAAUACCAGAGACUCCGUCUGAUCCAAAGGGUGAAAAUCCUGUUGACUUAAAAUUCCAAUUUCUUAACCGUCUGCAUAAAUCCAAGGUUUUUGAGUUCCCAGGGGGUGCUAUUCAAUGGGCACGAUAUCGGAAUAAUCUCAGGGACUACCUCAGUGUUGAAGAAGAAGCCUUUGGCACCAGCCUGAACACAAAGCAGUCACACAUGACUUUUGGAACUCUGAGAAUUAAAAGUAAUGGCCUCCGUGCCCCCCACUGGCACUUCAACGCCAAUGAACAUGGCUACCUUGCACAGGGAACUGCCUGGAUUGGUGUAGUUGAUGCAGGAGGCAGUGUGGUCACCACCUACAAUGUCACUGCUGGCCAGGUGAUCUUCUUCCCUAGAAACAUCCUGCACUGGAUAAAGAAUGUGGGAACUGAGGACUGCCUUUUCUUGCUCUUCUUCACCACACAUGAUGAGCUUCAGACCCUGGAUGUUGAUGAUGUGUUUUUCUCUACACCAGAGGACAUUGCAUCCAGAUCUCUCAAGCCUCAAGGUGGAGUUAAUUUUGUUAGAACAUUCAAAAAACAAACAGAGGAUCAGGCUGUCAAUCUCCCUCUCAAUUUGGCUGAGCUGGUUAUGAAUGCCAGCUACAUACAGUCUCCAGACAACUUAGUAUGGCGAUACUUUUAUGAUCUUAAAGGUUCAAAGGAAUUUCGAUUUCCAGGAGGAAUAAUUCAAUGGGCUCGAUAUAAAAAAAAUGGAAAUGGACUAAGUGACAAUGAGAAGAUUUUCAGUGAAUCCUUGAAUCAGAAUGAAAAUUCCCUUACUCUGGGAACUCUCAGAAUUUACACCAAUGGCUUAAGACAGCCUCAUUUUCAUUUUAAUGCUAAUGAAAUGGGAUAUGUCAUCAGUGGAUGUGGACAGGUGGGAAUCAUUAGUAGCCACGGUACUACUGAUUUUAACAUUGGUAUUGGAGAUGUAGUAUUUUUCCCAAUUGGGACCCAGCAUUACAUCAAGAGUACAUGUGAUGAGGAUCUGCUUUUCAUUCUUGCCUUCACCACUGGAAAUGAGCUACAAACCCUGGACCUGGAUGACUACAUCCAUGCGACAGCUGACCACAUCCUGGCCCAGCUUUUCCUCAAGAAGCAGAGUGAGUUUAAGAAGAUCCCAAAAUUCCCUGAAGAUCAAGCCAUCAAUUUGCCUUAGCCUGACUCAUGACUCGGCAUCUAAUUUUCUUCUCCACUCCCCUUUCCUGAGAGACAUUUGGUUUCAGUUACAGUAUUUCAAGUACAAAGUCAUUUCAUCUUUUCAAAUAACUAUGAAGUUAGUUCAAUGAAAGUGGAUUUAUUUGAAUUUCAAUUUAAAAACAAAUUAUUUGACUCCAUCUCUAAUGUUCAUGCACAAAGAAAAAUCUCUGAAAACGGUGUGAAUAUUAUUAAGAUGUAUGUAGGAAGAGAUUGAUCACUUAAAUAGAAAUAUUUUGAUAUAGAUUUGUUAUUUAUAUAUACAACUAUAUAUUUUUAUUCUGCUUUUAUCA
Messenger RNA from Sarcophilus harrisii (Tasmanian devil), 1747 nucleotides. RefSeq lists its product as uncharacterized. The transcript has 9 exons. Bases 1 to 1416 code for a protein of 471 amino acids. Gene Ontology annotation, biological process: activation of protein kinase B activity. The record is from RefSeq and is a predicted model, not a curated record. Lineage: Eukaryota; Metazoa; Chordata; Mammalia; Dasyuromorphia; Dasyuridae. Gene Ontology annotation, cellular component: plasma membrane; Golgi apparatus.